Cornus florida is the source of this 1663-nucleotide messenger RNA. RefSeq names its product WAT1-related protein At5g64700-like. Gene Ontology annotation, molecular function: transmembrane transporter activity. NCBI's taxonomy places the organism in Eukaryota, Viridiplantae, Streptophyta, Magnoliopsida, Cornales, Cornaceae. The coding region runs from base 215 to 1360 and encodes 381 amino acids. The record is from RefSeq and is a predicted model, not a curated record. The transcript has 7 exons. Gene Ontology annotation, cellular component: plasma membrane.
GCCCACGAGUCCACUUACCUCUGUAUAUCUAUAUCUCAAACUUACGUGGAGAUCAUGCAAUGCUACCAAAUCAGCUAGUUAACCACAAUUCUCUCUCUCCUUCUGUUUUUUUUUUUUUUUUUUCCUUCUCUCUCUACAAACUUCAUCUAUAUAGUUAUAGAGAGAGACAAGACUGUCUACAUAUUUUUAGAGAGAGAAAUUAAGCUGGGGAGAGAUGGGUGGAGUGAAGAAAUGGUUUUGGGACUCACGAGCAUUGGUGAGCAUGCUUGCGGUUCAGCUCUUCGCGACCGGUCUGCAGCUUCUGUCUCGGAUCAUCUUGAGUGAAGGGACUUUCGUCUUCGCCCUCAUGGCCUAUCGUAACGUUGUUGGUGCUGUAUCUGUUGCCCCUUUCGCCUUGUUAUGGGAAAGAGGGAAAGCAAAGGAGAUGAGGUGGUCAGUUCUGUUCUGGCUCUUCAUGAACGCAUUAACCGGGGUACAGAUGGCUAUGGGAUUGUUUUAUUAUGGUCUAAAAGACACCACAGCUACAUAUGCUGUAAACUUCCUUAAUUUGAUCCCAGUUGCCACCUUUGUCUUCUCCACUAUAAUUGGAGUUGAGAAAUUGGGACUGCAUAGAAGAGCUGGUAAAGUGAAGACUCUAGGGGCAAUCUUGUGCCUUGGAGGAGCACUAAUUAUUAGUCUCUACAAGGGUAAAACAUUCCACAUUGGUCAUCAUGGUGUUCAUCAACACCUCAUCACCAGGACAACUAAGCCCAACUGGACACGUGGCACUCUCUUUUUGGUAGCUAGUGUUUUAUCCUAUGCUACAUGGUUCAUCGUCCAGGUAAAGUUGUUCAAAGUAUUUCCAUAUAAAUAUUGGGCAACACUGUUUACAUGCAUCAUAGCAUCAAUUCAAUCAGUGGUGAUAGGGUUAUGCUUAGAUAGAAAGGAGGCUGCAUGGAAGUUGGGAUGGAACCUGCAACUAAUUACCAUCUUCUACUCGGGAGUAUUGGCUACAGCAUUAACUUUCUGCUUACUUUCAUGGGCAAUUGCAAACAGAGGUCCAACCUAUCCCUCAAUGUUCAACCCUUUGUCCCUAAUUUUUGUGGCCAUCAUAGAGACUCUCUUUAUGGGUCAGGACAUCACUGUUGGAAGCCUGCUUGGAAUGCUUUUGAUCGUAGUAGGGUUGUAUUUGUUCUUGUGGGCAAAGAGCAAUGAGUUGAAAAGCAAGCCUCCACCUAAAGCAGUUGAUGGAGAAGCAGCAAUACCGGAUUCUGAAUCUGCAGGGACGCAGUUUACAGCCAUAGUAAUGCCGACUGCUUCACCUAUUACUGACACCGCCACCAUUGCUGAUAAGAAUGAAAAUGAAGCGCGGGAAAUAUAGAAGGAAUAAAGGUAUCCGAGACCAUCACUCAAGAAAGAUAGAUUGAGAUUGUUCGUAGAAAUCUUAAUCUCUUUAAGUAUUGAGUUAUCGGUUUCUAGUACAUAAUAUGGACUAGUUUUCUUUCUUUUCUAAAUUUUGUAAUUGUAAUACUACAUGACUGUCUAACGAAAUGCUGAUGAUCAUCUAAUGUCGUAUCAAUUUGCAUCCUGUAUGUAUUUUGCUGGCAGUGUCCUUUUGUAUCGAAAAUGAAAAGAAAAUGUGAGAGAAGUGUAUGGUUCUUCAAUUUGGAAAUGAAAAGGGAAG